This is a messenger RNA of Vigna radiata var. radiata (mung bean), 1432 nucleotides long. RefSeq names its product chorismate mutase 1, chloroplastic. Gene Ontology annotation, biological process: chorismate metabolic process; aromatic amino acid biosynthetic process. Lineage: Eukaryota; Viridiplantae; Streptophyta; Magnoliopsida; Fabales; Fabaceae. The transcript is spliced from 6 exons. Bases 227 to 1171 code for a protein of 314 amino acids. Gene Ontology annotation, cellular component: cytoplasm. The record is from RefSeq and is a predicted model, not a curated record. Gene Ontology annotation, molecular function: chorismate mutase activity.
UAACGACGUCAGUGUUUGGUGUGGUCUUUGGUCUGUUCUCACAUCGCCACCUACUACGUUUCAGGAGUCCACACAACCAAAUACUCUGUUCUAUUCCCACCCACCAAACCUUUUCCAAUGUUUCAAUUCUCAUUUCUCUCUCUUUCUUAACUCUUCCUCUUUUUCUCUCUUUCUCACUUUUCCAUAACCACAAUUCACUUUCUCUUUGUUUCUUUCUUUCUCUCCAAUGGAGUCCAAGCUCCUCACAAACACCCAUUUCCUUCCUUCCACACCCACAUGCCUUUUUCAUCCCACACCUCGCAGGGCUUCGAUUUCCUUCAACCCCACUUCGGAUUUUCUUCCAAAAGGCAGUCUUUCUUUCCGCCCACGCGCUGCUUCCAUCGAAUCAGUGCCAAUAAAGAAAAGAAUUGAUGAGAGUGAAUAUCUGACCCUUGAUCAGAUAAGGCAUUCUCUAAUUCGUCAAGAGGAUAGCAUCAUCUUCAGUCUCUUGGAGCGAUCACAAUACUGUUACAAUGAAGAUACAUAUGAUCCAGAUGCCUUCUCCAUGAAUGAAUUUCAUGGAUCGUUGGUGGAGUACAUGUUGAGGGAAACUGAGAAGCUUCAUGCCAAGGUGGGCAGGUACAAGAGCCCCGAUGAGCAUCCAUUCUUUCCUGAAGGCCUACCUGAACCAAUGUUACCACCAUUGCAGUACCCUCAGGUGUUGCACCCUAUUGCCGAGUCAAUUAAUAUAAACGAGAAAGUAUGGAGCUUGUACUUUAGGGUUCUCAUCCCUCAAAUAGUUAAGCAAGGAGAUGAUGGUAACCUUGGAUCUAGCGCUGUUUGUGAUGUAACAUGCUUGCAGGUUCUUUCAAAAAGAAUCCAUUAUGGAAAGUUUGUAGCCGAGGCAAAAUAUCAAGCUUCUCCCGAUUCAUAUAAGCCUGCCAUUUUAGCUCAGGACAAAGAGAAAUUGAUGGAAUUGCUUACAUAUCCUGAAGUUGAAGAGGCAAUCAAGAGGAGAGUUGACAUGAAGACCAAGACUUAUGGGCAAGAAGUGAUCAUAAAUUUGAAGGAACACAGAACUGAGCCAGUCUACAAAAUAAAUCCAAGUUUGGUUGCUGAUCUUUACAGUGAUUGGAUCAUGCCUCUGACAAAGGAAGUUCAAGUUGCUUAUUUGCUGAGAAGGUUGGACUGAACAUAGCAAGUACAUUUUCAAUCAUAUUGUUCAUAGGGUAUUAUAUUUUCUAGGAAGUAUACUCUCAAUGGGUAAUUUCUCUUUAAUCAUCACCAUAAACUUUAGCUAUUGUAAUUAUAACAUAUGAGGCAUUUCAUUCUGGGCUCUUGUAUAAUAAUUUAUGCUAUAUUUUAUGUUGUUUUUUUCCUUGUGUUGAAAACCUUGUAACUUCAAUCUUGUAGUGUUGUUAUAAUAAAAGGAAGUGAAGAGUUAAAUCCUUUA